UACAUAUAUAAAAUUUGUUCACUAAACAUUUGGCAGCAAAAACAAGAACCAUGCUGGAGAAUCUAUGGAUUCUCUCUUCAAUUCUUUUCCUCUUCUUCACAAUCUUCCUCAUCAAAUGGAAUUUCUUCAAUCCAAAAACCCAUAAAAACUCGCCUCCAUCACCACCAACCUUCCCGAUACUUGGAAACCUUCACCAAAUUGGCUUAUACCCUCACAGAUCCCUCCAAAAGCUAUCUCAUCAGUACGGUCCUCUCAUGCAGCUUCACUUUGGAAGCAGACCAGUACUCAUAGUCUCAUCAUCGGACGCUGCUCGCGAGGUCAUGAAAACCCAUGAUCUAAUCCUCUCAUACAGGCCCGAAUUCUCAGUAGCCCGUAGACUUCUCUACCAUGGAAAAGACAUAACCACAGCACCUUAUGGUGAGUAUUGGAGGCAGCUGAGAAGCAUAUGUUCACUCCACCUUUUGAGCAACAAAAGGGUUCAAUCUUUUAGAGCCGUUAGAGAAGAAGAAGUUGGCUUGCUUGUUGAGAAUAUCAAACGACAGUGCUAUUCACAGUCGUUGCCGGUGAAUCUGAGUGAUAUGCUUGCUUUCCUCACCAACGACGUGAUUUGCAGAGUCGCUUUAGGGAAAAAAUAUAGUAGAGAUGAAAAUGGCAAGAGAUUCAAGGAGUUGAUAAGCGAGUUGAUGAAGCUACUGGGUGGUUUCUAUAUUGGAGAUUGUAUUCCUUGGCUUGCUUGGAUUCACAGAGUCAAUGGACUUGACAAAGAAGUUGACAAAGUUGCUCAAGAAUUUGAUAAAUUUCUUGAUGGUGUAGUUGAAGAGCAUGAGAAUAAAUUUGACACAAAAGGGUUUGAAUUGAAUGAAGAUAGAAUGGAUUUGGUGGAUGUCCUGCUCCAAAUUCAGAGGGAUGAUAAAAUGCCUGGUUUUUCCAUUGAUAGAGAAAGUAUCAAAGCUGUUAUCUUGAAUAUGUUUGUUGGUGGAACUGAUACUACUUACACAGUCUUAGAAUGGGCAAUGUCUGAGCUCUUAAGGCAUCCAAGAGUUCUAAAGAAACUGCAAAACGAGGUGAUGGAAAUCAACAAUGGAAAACCAGACAUAAACGAAAACAAUAUUGAAAAAAUGCAUUACUUGAAAGCGGUUAUCAAAGAGACUCUUCGUUUAUAUCCUCCAAUACCAAUGCUAGUUCCUCGCAAAUCAUUUCAAGAUAUCAAUAUAAAUGGCUAUGACAUAGCAGCAGGGACAAUGAUUAUAACCAAUGCCUGGACACUCGGAAGAGACCCGAAGCUGUGGGAAGAAGCAGAGGAGUUUAAACCAGAGAGGUUCUUGGAUUCUUCAAUAGAUUUCAAAGGCCAAGAUUUCCAAUUCAUACCAUUUGGAGCUGGAAGAAGAGGUUGUCCUGGAACUUUGUUUGCCAUGGCCAUAGAUGAGGUUGCUUUGGCAAAUCUUGUACACAAAUUCAAUUGGGAAUUGCCUCAUGGAGUUAAAGCUCAGGAUUUGGAUAUGACAGAGUGCAUUGGUGCCAACAUCCAUAGAGAAGUUCCCCUUCUUGCUGUUCCAACUCCAAGAUUUUGAAAUUGGAAAAAGCCUUUGUUACUUGUUAUUGUGAAGCUUUUCCUUAAUGUUUGUCUAGGUAAUCCUCCGUUGGUCUAAGCUUUCUAUACCUAUAUAUAUAGCAGUCCAUUUCUGAUGCUGAUGUCCCUAGUUUAUUAAAAUGCCAACACCAUCCAUAGAGAAGUUCCCCUUCUUGCUGCUCCAACGCCAAGAUUUUGAUAUUGGAAACAGCCUUUGUUACUUGUUAUUGUGAAACUUUUCCUUAAUGUUUGUCUAGGUAAUCCUCUGUUGGUUUAAGCUUUCCGUACCUAUAUAUAUAUAGCAAUCCAUUUAUGA
This is a messenger RNA of Ziziphus jujuba (common jujube), 1886 nucleotides long. RefSeq names its product cytochrome P450 736A117. Lineage: Eukaryota; Viridiplantae; Streptophyta; Magnoliopsida; Rosales; Rhamnaceae. Gene Ontology annotation, molecular function: iron ion binding; oxidoreductase activity, acting on paired donors, with incorporation or reduction of molecular oxygen; monooxygenase activity. The record is from RefSeq and is a predicted model, not a curated record. The coding region runs from base 51 to 1571 and encodes 506 amino acids. The transcript is spliced from 2 exons.